AUGUCAUCUCCAAAGGAAUCUUCUCCCUCUCUUCCUCUUUCUUCACUGUCUUCUUCCUUGCCUUCCCCACCAUCUUCUUCUUCAGUUGGCGUCCCUGAGGAUAAUCCACAUGAUUCUACCCCACCUCAGGCGACAGCUUGUGAUCCCCACUCACAGGUCUCAAGAGGUCAUUUUAGUCCUUCCACCCCAAUCUUUCUAAGACGAGCUAGAGCCCAAGGAGCACCCAAGGAAAUUCCCCUGUAUCUGCCUCAUCACCCAGCAACAGAGUGGGCAGAGUACUGUCUGGUGAGCCCUGGCAGAGAGGGUCUCAUGAGCCCUACAGAGAUGGCUUCUAAUGGGUGUCAGGAGGCAGAGGUCCUUCUUGAGGACACCAGAAGCAUCCACAGAGACCCACACCCCAUCGAGGAAAAGCACAGGUGUUUGCCAGGCCAAGAGCUAUCUCCCAGGGCCAGAGAGGACCCAGGAGAAGGGAGUCGUAGACCCAGGAAGGGAGAGGAGGGCAGGCCAGAGCCCACAGAAGAGAAGAGGCCAGGCUUAAAGAAGUUAGUCCUCACUCAGGAGCAGAAGACCAUGCUGUUGGACUGGAACAACUCCAUCCCUGUGGAGAGCGUGGGCCUCAAAGCCAGGGAGCAACUUUCCCAGAAAAGCGCCGAGAGUGGAAGAGGUGGCCAGGUGCUGAAACCAGUUUACCCCUCUCUGCCCCCUCAGGCAGCAAGAGAGACACUCUCAGCCCAGAGAGGGGCUGGAGGGGAGAUGGGGACCCCGACCGGGAGAACUUCAGAGGAGCCAUGCGUGCCUCCACCCAAGUCCCCCCUGCGGCUCAUCGCCAAUGCCAUCCGAAAGUCCCUGGAGCCCCUCCUCCCCAACUCUGAAGGGGGGAAGAAGGCCUGGACCAAGCCAGAAUCCAAAACUCGCUCACUCAGCCUUUGGAAAAACAAUUCCAAUAAGGACUGGGACCAGCAUUCCCCAGCGAGAAACAUGCCCUCAGACCUUAGUCUUCCUGACCCUGCCCUCCGCACCCAUAGUUUGCCCAAUCGGUCAUCCACGUCCCCACCGUGCAGCAAGAUUGAAGAUGUCCCCACACUCCUCGAGAAAGUGAGUUUGCAAGAGACCUUCCCAGAUGCUUCUAGGCUUCCAAAGAAGAGAACCUCACUUUUUUCCUCCCUCAGACUCAAAGACAAAUCUUUGGAGAGUUUUCUCCAGGAAUCCAGACAAAGAAAGGACAUCAGGGACUUCUUUAGCGGCCCCAAGGGGAAGGGGCCGGUAGUGGAGAGUGUCCAGCCCCUGGGGAAGCUGCUGCAGCCUUUCAGAAGCAGCUCCCUGCGCCAGGCAGCCCCUCCUCCUCCUCUUCCAGCCGGAAAUGCAAGCUCCAAGCACUUCCCUGUCCGAGCACAGGUAACAGAGGCUGCCUCGUCUGCCUCUUCCACCACCUCCUCUUCCGCAGAUGAAGAAUUUGAUCCCCAGCGUUCCUUGCAGUCAAAGGAGAGGAAGACGCUAAGAAGAAGGAGGAAGCUGGAAAACGCAAUGAAGCAGUUAGUUAAGCAAGAAGAAUUGAAAAGACUUUAUAAGGCUCAGGCCAUCCAGAGGCAGCUGGAGGAGGUGGAGGAGCAGCAGAGGGCUUUCGAGAUCCAGGGCGUGAGGCUGGAGAAGGCAUUUAGAGGAGAAGCAGAUUCAGGCACACAGGAUGAAGCACAGCUUUUGCAGGAAUGGUUUAAGUUGGUUCUGGAGAAGAAUAAAUUAGUGCGAUAUGAGUCGGAGCUUCUAAUCAUGGCCCAAGAACUUGAAUUAGAAGAUCAUCAAAGCAGGCUGGAGCAGAAACUCAGAGAGAAAAUGCUCAAGGACGAGAGCCAGAAAGAUGAGAAUGAUCUCAACGAAGAGCAAGAAAUACUCACUGAGAUGAUGCAAGUGAUUGAGCAAAGGGACAGACUCGUGGAUUCCUUAGAGGAACAACGUGUAAAAGAAAAGGCUGAAGACCAGCACUUUGAAAGCUUCAUAUUCUCCAGGGGCUGUCAGCUGAGCAGGACAUGACCAGGCGAGGCCUGCGGUUCCUGUCCCUCGCAGCAAGCCCGGGACUGGAUCAGGCCAAGCACACCACACAUCCUCACAGGUCCUCUUAUGCGAUUGCUCAUCCCUGGAAUUUAAAUUAUACCCUCCUGCAUUUUUAAAAAUUAAAAUUCUCUCGC
This is a messenger RNA of Carlito syrichta (Philippine tarsier), 2183 nucleotides long. RefSeq names its product MICAL C-terminal like (gene MICALCL). The record is from RefSeq and is a predicted model, not a curated record. The coding region runs from base 1 to 2028 and encodes 675 amino acids. NCBI's taxonomy places the organism in Eukaryota, Metazoa, Chordata, Mammalia, Primates, Tarsiidae. The transcript has 9 exons.